This is a messenger RNA of Pieris napi, 1409 nucleotides long. RefSeq names its product phenoloxidase-activating factor 2-like. Lineage: Eukaryota; Metazoa; Arthropoda; Insecta; Lepidoptera; Pieridae. Gene Ontology annotation, biological process: proteolysis. Bases 70 to 1170 code for a protein of 366 amino acids. The transcript has 10 exons. The record is from RefSeq and is a predicted model, not a curated record. Gene Ontology annotation, molecular function: serine-type endopeptidase activity.
CUUUUUUAAUUCAGUUCUAUACAAGACUCUGAGAAAUACAUAUCUUUUAAAUUGUUUGCCAUACCAAAAAUGAGAUUCUUGCUGUUAUGCUCUGUGGUGGGGAUGGCGGCAGGGAUGACACCAUUCCUGAAUACAGACGGUACGCAUGGCGUACCCGGUAAUCCAUUCCGCGUCAGCGACUUUAUACGCAACACUUCAGAUCGGAGCGGUUAUUGUAAAACAGAUCAACAAGUCCUGGGUCGUUGUGUGAAGAUAUCAGAAUGCGCUGAGAAGGACGAUGGCGUUGAUCGGUCCAAACCUAUUUUCUAUAGACCCUGUUUCUUACCGGAGAAAUGCUGUCCCCUAAACGAAGUAAUAAUAACGACAGCGGCCAAAACCAACGUUUGUGGGUAUAGCAACCCAUCAUCUUAUGGAUUCGGAGAGUAUCCUUGGAUGGUGGCAAUAAUAAGGAAAGAUUUAGAUUCGACACAUUAUGUUCGUGUGUACUUGGGUGCUGGUGUACUAAUACACAAAUCCGUAGUGAUGUCUGCAGCUCAUACAUUUUAUAAUAUGAACGCAAAUCAGUUAAAGUGUCGAGCUGGUGAUAUGGUCACUCAAACUACUAACGAAACGUGUGGUACGUCGGAUCGGGAACGAGAUGUUAAGGACAUAGAGAGGCAUCCAUAUUUAGACCAAAGUAAAUUCAGAAACAACGUGGCAUUGUUAAUAUUGCAAACGCCAUUCGACCUAUCCGUAGCUAACAUUGGUACCGCGUGUUUGGAAAGCCAAAUGCCCCCACCUGGGACCGAUUGCUACAGCAUGGGGUGGGGCCUAAAUAAUGCUGAGUUUGCUUUCAAUGUGAAAAAAACAUCUUUAUUUCUAUUGGAUAAUUAUGUAUGUAUAAGCACGUUUUACAUGUUUAAAAUGGCGUAUGAUAUCAACGACUACAUGACAUGCUUAGGACAAACUUUCACUCAUUGUAAAGGAGAAGGUGGAUCACCCCUAAUAUGCUCGAUACCCUCAUCUAAAGGCACUCGGUACGCUGUGGUGGGAUUGGCCAUUGUGACAAAAAAAUGUGAUGUGAAUUAUUUUCCGGUCAUCGUCACGAAAGUACCAGAGGUGUACAGCUGGAUAGAAUAUAUUAUGAAAACCAACUAUUUCGAUACCACCUCCUUCAAAUACUUAACUUAAAUAUAAUAUGUUUACUAAAUAGACCAAAUCUUAAGGCUAUAUCAAAUAAUAAAAGCCUUUCCAUACACAAAUAUAAAUAUAUUAUCAUCUUGACUUUAAAACAUUGUAUAAACUUAAGUAUAUUAGAUGAACUUAUUUACAGUAAUUAAAAAAAAGAUUAUAUACAUUAUACAUUGAAAUAUAUAACUAACCUUAUCAUAAACUAAAAUAUAUUAUUAAAAGGAGUCCCUUUAGGCAAG